CUCGUCAGCUGUGCGACAGACAGCGGCUCUGACCCAUUUUACUGUCCCGUCGAAGCGGAACCGGUCAGCCAGCUACACACCGGACCGGAUCGGACCGGGAGUCCCGCUCCUCUGUCCGGGUUGAAGUCGCGGUAAAAAGCUCCGGACGCGCCGCGUUCCUGGAGAUGCCAGCAGCUGUUAGCCUCAAGGUGCCUUCACGCGGGUGAUCCCGGAUUAAACAGAAGCGGAGACGUGGUGUCCCGGCAGAGCUUCAUCCACCUGCCGUCGGAGGAGGACCAGGACCGUCCCAGAGACUCUGCUGGAGCUGCUCAGGGAGAAGACCUGUAGACCAGUCUGUCAUCAGCCCAGGUGACGGAGCACACCUCAAACCGGACCUGAAACCGGACUGAGUCCUCCUCCUGUUCUGGAUUACAUCUGCCUGCAGCUCUGAUUGGAACACCUGGGAGUCAGACCAGGACCUGAUCAGGAUCAGUUUCAUGCCGGAGCUGCUGAGCCUCUGUAGGCGGCCAUGUUGGAUCUCCUCUUCAAACCGCUGGUGUUGACCCGUCUUCACCCGUCACCCCACAGCAGCUCACUGCCAACCUAACCCCCCUCGUCUCUGCGUCCACCAGCUGACCAGGAGACGGCAGGUCCUGCGUUUUGCUGGAACAUGUCCUAUGCACAUCACAAGCUGCUCACCUGGAGCUUACCUCACCUGCUCCUCCUCCCACUCACCUACCUCUGGGUCCUGGCUCCGCCGACAGGUGUGGCCGCAGGUCUGUGCUGGGUCACCGGUGGCGUGCUGGGGAUCCACUGGAGCAGCACUAUCAGCCUGGGCUGGUAUCCGCUGGGGGCCGGGAGGGGCGGGGCCACGUGCUGGGAGUCGUGCUGCCUGGAGCCGAGCUGCCAGGCCGUGUGGAGCCUCGGAGGUCGCUGCGUUCUCCUCAGCUGCUCCAAGAAAGAUGGCUGCCCCAUCUCCUUCUUACCACAGCCUCACGAGGCGUCGCUGGGCCUCCUGCAGCUGCUCACCAAGGGUCCAGUCAGGAUGAAGCGAAGGAAUCCUCGCCACGCUGCGCACGCAGGAAACCUCACCCACACGGGAAGCUCCAAACUGAAGCUGGUUCAUCCAGUUCCCACAGCUCCCAGCACCCUCCCUCUCCUCCAGACAGCCCAGAGGAACCUCAGCCUGGUGACCAACAGAAGUUCUGCUGCGUCACCACAGAACUGGACUGUGGAUGGGACCGUUGAUCCAGCGGCGUCUUCCAACGACAGUGACGUCGGCAGCUCCCCCACUUCAGCUGCAGCCUCCGUCACCACUCCCCCUGCUCAGACACCUGCUGCAGUGAGGGAGCUGGUGGUGUCAGCGGGAGAGAGCGUGGAGGUGACGCUGCCCCUUAACAAGGUGGAGCUCAACGCCUACGUGGUCCCAACGCCCUCGCCAGGAACCAACUAUGCAUUCGACUGGAGACUGAUAACACAUCCCAAAGAUUACAGCGGAGAGAUGGAGGGGAAGAAGAGCCGGACUCUGAAGCUAAGCAAGCUGACUGUCGGCCUGUACGAGUUUGGUGUAACGGUGGACGGCGAGGACGCCCACGGAGAGGGUUACGUCAACGUCACCGUCAGACCAGAGCCGCGAGUAAACACGCCUCCAGUUGCCAUGGUUUCCCCAAAGAGCCAGGAAAUCUCCCUGCCGACCAGCUCCACAGUGAUCGACGGCAGCCAGAGCACCGAUGACGAUAAGGUGGUGGCGUGGCACUGGGAGGAGGUCAAAGGUCCGCUGAGGGAGGAGAAGGUCUCUGCCGACACCCCCGUCCUCACCCUCACCAGCCUGGUACCCGGAAACUACACCUUCAGUUUGACGGUGACCGACUCGGACGGCGCCACCAACUCGACUGAGGCCACGCUCUCCGUCAACAAAGCCAAGGAUUACCCGCCCUUAGCCAACGCCGGCCCGAACCAGGUCAUCCAGCUGCCGCGUAACUCCAUCUCUCUGUUAGGCAACAUGAGCACGGAUGACCACGACUCGCUGUCCUACGAGUGGUCGCUCAGCCCGGAGAGCAAAGCCAAGGUGGUGGACAUGCAGGGUGUGCGCACGCCCAUCCUGCAGCUGUCGGCCAUGCAGGCGGGAGACUACACCUUCCAGCUGACUGUGAUGGACUCUGCGGGUCAGCAAGACACGUCGCAGGUCACCGUCAUCGUGCAGCCAGAGAACAACAAGCCACCGGUGGCAGACGCCGGGCCGGAUAAGGAGCUGACGCUGCCCGUGGACAGAACUACGCUGAACGCCAGUAAGAGCAGUGACGACCAGAAGAUAUCCACCUACCACUGGACCAAGACCAGCGGUCCCGAUGGUGUGAAGAUAGAGAACGCAGACAGUGCCGUUGCCACGGUGACAGGUCUGGAGGUGGGAACGUACAUGUUCACUCUGAUGGUGACUGAUGAGAGGAAGCUGGAGAACAGCGACACGGUGACGGUCAUCGUCAGGGAAGAGAAGGACCAGUCUCCUGUUGCUGAGGUCGUGUCGAGUCCGCCGGUCUGUCUGCCGGUCCGGACCGCCACUCUGGACGGGUCGCGCUCCUCUGAUGAUAAGGGUGGAAUCAGCUUCCUGUGGACCCGGGAGGACAGCAGCCCUGCAGCCGGGGAUGUUCUGAACAACUCGGACCACCAGGCGGUGCUGUUUCUGGGCAACCUGGUGGAGGGGAAGUACAGCUUCCUGCUGACGGUCACAGACAGCAAAGGACAGAGCAGCUCCGCCAGGGGGACGGUGGAGGUCCGGGCAGACCUGUGGGAGCGUGACCUGGUGGAACUGGUUCUGGAGGUCUCCGUGUCCCAGGUCCUACAGCGGCAGCGCGACAUGCUGCUCCGUCAGGUCGGAGUCCUACUGGGCGUGCUCGACAGUGACAUCAUCGUCAGGGAGAUCGGUGCAUUCAACGAGCACAGCACCCGUCUGGUCUUCCUGGUGUCGGGCGGUCCAGGACGCCCUCCUCUAUCUGGACGGAGCGUCGCUCUCAGUCUGAGGAACAAACUACGGAAACAGAAGAACGACUUUCUGAUCUUUAAAGCCCGACGAGUCGACACAGUUGUCUGCCAGCUGAACUGCUCCGGCCACGGCGACUGUGACCCGUUCACCCGGCGCUGCGUUUGUCAUCCGUUCUGGAUGGAGAACUUCCUCAGAGCUCAGCUCGGAGACGCCGAGAGCAACUGUGAGUGGAGCGUCCUCUAUGUGACUAUAGCAUCCUUCAUGAUCGUUGUUGCUACGGCAACGCUUGUCUGGUUGAUGGUGUGCUGCUGCAAAAGGCGAAAGGGCAAAGUUCGCCGAAGCAAAAGUCGCUAUAAGAUGCUCGAAGCUGAUGAACAGGACAGUCUGGAGCUUCAGCCACCGAGAGCCGCCCGUCUGAAGCCAGUUCCUGCUCCCACCUCCUCGGCGCUCAUGCACUCGGACUCUGACCUGGACAGUGAUGAGGGACAUGGCGGCGUCCCGUGGACGGAACAGGAGCGAGGACACCUGCUGCGGCCCCAGAACGGCUCCCUGAGGAACGGCCAGGGGCCCCUGAGGAAGAAACAACGAGAGGAGCUGUUAUAACGAGAGGAGGAAGGAGACGGCUCCUCACUCCUCCUCCUCUCCUGUUGAUCUGUGAAGACGCUGGAGAAGCGGUACUGUCGUCUGGGUCUCCUGCUCCCAACCUGAGCCUCCCUUCCCCGAGCCUGCCUAGAAGAAGCCCCCCUCUUCUGACAGAAGCUCACACUGGUUACAGACUGAGAGACAGUUUAUUUCCUGCUGUGAUGACACGACGACCACUGAGCAUGCUCAGAAACACACCUGUAGACACGCACACGCACGUCGCUGUUUCAACCUGAGCUACCAAACACUGCCAUGUUGGACCCGACUGGUUAACCGAUGGUUGACCCGUCUGAAGGGAGCCGCCUCCACCUGCAUGAAGAGCAACCGCAUGUUUGUGUGUCAGGUGUGUGCGGUACCACAUCACUGGACCGCUGCGUUAACGAUGAUGGAGAUUAACGCUACGACUGCUGAAGUUUUUGUAGUCUUUAUGAUUUCAUGUUGAUGCACUUUUGCUUGAAUGUUAGGUCCUGGUUCUUGUCCUAGUUUUGGUUCUUGUCCUGGUUCUUGUCCUAGUUCUUGUCCUGGUCCUGGUUCUGGUUCUGUUGUUUAAGAAAAGGGAGACGUGAUGGUUAAAGCUGAGUCGCCAGAAAAGCAGUUUCAGUCAGAAACAAGGAAGCUGUACGGAACUGGAAAAGUGACUUUAGUUUAUUUUUCUACCAUAAUAAAACGUAACAAACCGAGAAAAGAAGACGGGAAAAAACAGGAAAUUAACACGGAUCUCUAAGCUUAAAAAUGCGUACAGGUAAAAAUCAAAUCUGAAAGUACGGAUUCAUUUUACAGGUCGCUUUUACAGAACAUGAACACAGCCGUCGUAGCUUCCGAAAGGUGAGCCAGUACAUGGAAAAAUAAAACAUUAAAGAAUCUUCAGCAGAAUGAAUGUUUUUUCCAUCUUUGAGUUUCCGGUACCUGACUCACCUUUCGGGAGCUGUGACGGUCCUGCUGGCUUUGGUCCGACUCGUAGCCGUACUUUUCCACACCAUGGAAAGUUGGUUGUAGACAAUCUCGGCCCUCCAUGAUUGGUUAAGGGUUAGAGAACUUUUAUCCACCUUUAUGGGCCAUGACGGUUAAACUGUCUUUGGUCAGCUCUUUCUGUGAUUGGUUAGGGAUUAGAGGAAUCUGAUUGGUUCUUGAGUAGGUGUGUAAAAUGUGGGACAAAUGUUUUGAACUAACUUUGUUCAGGUUUGAUUUGUACCUGUACUCGUUAGUUACAAAUGUGGAGAAACAAGUUAGAAAACUUCUCUCCCUCUUCUGGCUGCGUAGAACCCAACACUUAUUUGUGGAUAAACUAAAAUGUUUUUUGUUUCAAGGAAAGAUUCUCGUUCCUCAACUCAGUUUCAGCCGCUGGAAUCAAUGACGCUGAUCAUUGACAGAUUCCUGAUUUUCAUCAUUAAAUUAAACUGUCCUGGUGGCAGACAUGUUUUCUUUUUUUUCUGAAAAAGUCGAAUCAUUUCAUUUCUGUGUUGGAGGUUAAAUUUGAGCCCUCAUUUAUGUUUAAAAUCAACAGGAAUAUCAAAGGAAACGUGAAUCUGUCCUUUAAACGGUUAAACUGACACAUUUAUGGAAGAACGAUGUUUCCAUAAACAGACCAGAAACAGGAAGGUGACGUUUGGACAUUUCCUCAGUAAACAAACAUGGCGGCAGGCUGACGUUUCCUGGAGACAAACGUAAACCAUCUGAGCGUCCCUGAACGCCUCGCCGUGACUGCAUGCCGAAUGUGAAGCAGACUUUCUCUGAAUGUGAAGAUUCGGUCUGAAAUCUGGAUCUCGCCUGUUUCUUCCUGCUGUUGUCAGACCUGUCGAGUCCACCUGGCCGUCCGCCACCGUCCGGUGUGACCAAAAUCAAGCGCACCCAAGUGCCGACUGUCAGACCGUCAAACACUUGAAGAAAAUUCUGUCAUGUUGUUCUUUUACAGGUAUAAAAUAUUUGGGUUUUUCUGUUUCCAGAGGUUUCUGUUGGGCCCGUCUGUCGGCCAUUUUUCUGUGUUACAUUUGGGAUUUGUAGGACUGACCCGGACUCCGCAGAGUUCACUGUGAAGGCUGAACGUGGGAGAAACUGAAGGCUUGAAUGUUUUUUCUGAAGGAUUUUGGUUCUUUCUGUGAUCAGAGCCGAUGAAACUGGAUCAUCUGUAAAUAACAAUAAAAUAUUUUGAUUUUGGA
This is a messenger RNA of Melanotaenia boesemani (Boeseman's rainbowfish), 5757 nucleotides long. RefSeq names its product KIAA0319-like ortholog. The transcript is spliced from 25 exons. NCBI's taxonomy places the organism in Eukaryota, Metazoa, Chordata, Actinopteri, Atheriniformes, Melanotaeniidae. The coding region runs from base 650 to 3562 and encodes 970 amino acids. Gene Ontology annotation, cellular component: cytoplasmic vesicle; plasma membrane. The record is from RefSeq and is a predicted model, not a curated record.